Molecule: messenger RNA, 1884 nt
Organism: Lachancea lanzarotensis
Lineage: Eukaryota; Fungi; Ascomycota; Saccharomycetes; Saccharomycetales; Saccharomycetaceae
Gene: SLX4
Product: LALA0S03e02498g1_1
Exons: 1
Coding region: 1-1884 (627 amino acids)
Biological process (GO): DNA repair; DNA replication
Cellular component (GO): nucleus; Slx1-Slx4 complex
Source: RefSeq, a predicted model, not a curated record
AUGAAUUUUCAAACAGCUCAGCGAUGUCUGAAGCUGGCAGCAGACGUCGCAGCUGAGACUGAGAGCUAUUCACCAGAACGGGAUUCGCGCGACCCUCCAGGGGAAGAAGGAGAAAUACCCAUGACACAGGUUCCCGAUGAUUCUGGUGCCAAUGUUCUGCUGAGCACUCAGAUCCAGAGCAAAAUCGACGAUUUGGAGCUGAAAGAUGGGCUACGCAAAAACCUGUCUCAAUUUGCACUGGAUACAUCUCUUCCCGCAGCCUCGGAGACAAGUUUAAGGACCAAAAAAGCAAAAAAAAAGGCUCCAUCCAACAAACAGCGUCCUAGUAAGAGACGCAAAGAGAGCUCAACCCAAGUGAAAAGCCUAACGCAGUACAAGACCGAAAAUUACGAGGCCAUCAAAAACCAGGAGCGAAGACGCCACAUCAUGUCUCUUCUGUCUGGCAAGAAAGGGAAAAUGAAGGACAUUCUGGAGUUUGUGGAUGCCGAAAUACCAACUGCGGGCGCAUCGGCUCAAACACGGCAUUCGUUUUCUACCUUCAAUGCUCAAGAAUGGUCCAACAUGCUCAAACGCUUGAGUUCUCGAUUUCCUCGUUACCUUCCGUCCCAGGUGGACGCUGUCUUUGACUACCUUUACGGUGAAGAAAAUGACGACUUACAUGUUUGGUAUAGCUCCCAAAAACCGCCUGCUGGCUCACAAGAACAGAGCCAGCCGCGUGCCAGGGGCUCUCUUUUCUUAGCUGAGUCUCCUUUGGCCCUCACUCUCUCUCAGGCCGUUGAGGAAAACAGAGACGAUUUAUCAGUCCAUGACUCGUUGUCUUGUAUUCCCAACACCACGGAUGAUUCGGAUUUGGAGAUACCCAUUGAAGAAGAUGCGGCACAAAAGUUCAGAGAACAGAUGUUGCGCUCUGCUCCAGCGAGUUCCUCAAGACUUUUGUCCUACAAUAUUGCGAAAGAGCCCUCGUUCGAACCGUUGCAAUCAAGCAUACCCACAAAAGCUUCUGAACUAAAGCAACCAUCGAUCAUUGAACCCUGGCAUCCUUCGAAACGCACAAUUUUGGCUUCACCGCCAAAAUUGGCUGACCGAGAUCAACUCAUAGAUUUGACGCAAAACUCAUUUCAUGUCGUCACUUCUCUGAUGUCGGUCGUGAAACCGGAUCUUCAGAUUCCUAUGACUAGAACCACCACUUGGAACGACAAAACCGUCUUUCCGGGUCCCGCUUGGACAACUCUGUUAUUCCGAAGAUAUGAAAAUGUCAACCGAAGUUCCGUUUUCGCCCCAAUUAGGGGCUUCGAGCACAUUCGCUGGGAGACUUUCGAAACUUUUUACAAUGAUAGUGAAGAGGAUGAGGGGCAAGAAGAUUACGAACUGCUGCGUGCUACUUUUGAUUCUGGAGCAUCCCGUUCACCCAUUCGCACUGAAAAAAUAGUUUCCGCUACCACUUCACGAGAAAACACAGUCUUUUCGGGCUCUACGCAGCCCCCGGAUGCACAGCCUAGGGAGAGGUCUCCCUCUAUUCCUGCUUCUAUCGCGCUAUCUGCUAAGGAGCUACGUCACAGCUUAAAAUCUAUUGGCUUCAAGCCCAAGCGUACACGAUCUGGCAUGCUACAACAAAUUGAAACUGCAUCUCAAACUUUCACGGGAGAAACCCACGAGCAGCAACGUGAAGAGAUCCAUCAUCACCUGACAGCAAUUGUGCGGGAUGACAGUCAACUUUUAGAGAAGGUUUACACCUUCGAGCCUUUGAUUUUCCCCGACCUGCUACAAUAUCUAAUCGAACGAAAUCCACUAAUUGCUGAUCUCGAAGAAACUACCAUAAGAAACUGGGCAGACUGUAUGGGGAUAUGUUUGAGGAAUCCUACAGAUACCAAGGCCGUCUUGUAG